UGCGCCUGUCAAAGCGAAACGCCACACGCCACAGUUCCCGGAUUUCGGAGCCGUUUGCUGUCGCUCGCCGUCACCGUCGUCGUAUUCCAACGCAAACCGUGAAGAAGGAACGCGGUCCGUGCGGUCCCUCGUUCUCCCGUUCAAGUCCUACGGGUAGUGUACAGUGAGUGUGCGUGCGUGUGUUUUCGGUUCAGAAUUUUCUAUCUAGCAUUUUUCGAACAGUGUGUUGUAGUAACCAGCAGUAACCAGCAGUAACCAUGUAUCACCUGAAGACGAUCGCCAAGAAUGCCACCAUCAAGCAGGAGGUGGCCACCCUGGUGAAGGCUGUGGCGGCCGUCCAGCAGCCGUCGAUGAUGGUGAACCAGCAGCAGCCGAAGCGCACCUACGCCGAGCACCAAAUCCCGGAACGCCUGAAGGAUGUGUCGACCGCGGCCAACCCGCGUUUCUUCGACAUGGUCGAGUACUUCUUCCACCGUGCGUGCCAGAUCUGCGAGGACAAGCUGGUGGAGGACAUGAAGGGUCGUGCCUCGAUGGACGAGAAGAAGAAGAAGGUGAAGGGUAUUCUGAUGCUGAUGCAGCCGUGCGAUCACAUAAUCGAGAUUGCGUUCCCGCUGCGACGCGAUUCCGGCGACUACGAGAUGAUCACCGGGUACCGUGCCCAGCACUGCACUCACCGUACCCCGACCAAGGGCGGUAUCCGUUUCUCGCUGGAUGUGUCGCGCGAUGAAGUGAAAGCCCUGUCCGCGCUGAUGACGUUCAAGUGCGCCUGUGUGGAUGUGCCGUUCGGUGGUGCAAAGGCCGGCGUCAAAAUCGAUCCGCGCCAAUACUCGGAGCAUGAGCUGGAAAAGAUUACCCGCCGUUUCGCGCUGGAACUGUCGAAGAAGGGCUUCAUUGGCCCGGGUAUCGAUGUACCUGCUCCAGACAUGGGAACGGGCGAGCGCGAGAUGUCGUGGAUUGCCGACACGUACGCCAAGACGAUCGGACAUCUGGACAUUAAUGCGCACGCUUGCGUUACCGGCAAACCGAUCAACCAGGGCGGUAUCCAUGGACGUGUGUCCGCCACCGGUCGUGGUGUGUUCCACGGACUGGACAACUUCAUCAAGGAGGCGAACUAUAUGGCCCAGAUCGGUACGACCCCCGGCUGGGGUGGCAAGACAUUCAUCGUGCAGGGUUUCGGUAAUGUCGGUCUGCACUCGUGCCGCUACCUGACCCGUGCCGGAGCCACCUGUAUCGGUGUCAUCGAGCAUGACGGUUCGAUCUUCAACCCGCAAGGUAUCGACCCGAAGGCUCUGGAAGACUACAAGAACGAGAAGGGCACGAUCGUUGGCUUCCCGGGUGCUCAGCCGUACGAGGGCGAGAACCUGAUGUACGAACAGUGCGACAUCUUCAUUCCGGCUGCGGUCGAGAAGGUCAUCACCGCUGACAACGCUGGCAAAAUUAAUGCCAAGAUCAUUGCCGAAGCUGCCAACGGACCGACCACGCCUGCCGCCGACAAGAUCCUGAUCGAUCGCAACAUCCUCGUGAUUCCGGACCUGUACAUCAACGCCGGUGGUGUGACGGUUUCGUUCUUCGAGUGGCUCAAGAACCUGAACCACGUGUCGUACGGCCGUCUGACGUUCAAGUACGAGCGUGAAUCGAACUACCAUCUGCUCGCAUCCGUCCAGGAAUCGCUCGAAUCGUAUCUGAGCGCGGAAGACAGUAAAGUAUCCACCAUUUCCCAACUUGUACAGCAAAUGUUUCGCAAACCCACCACUGAUUCCCGACACCAAUCUGUGCAGGCAUCGCUCGAGCGUCGCUUCGGUAAUGUCGGUGGCAAGAUCCCGGUUACGCCCUCGGAAGCCUUCCAGAAGCGCAUCUCGGGCGCAUCGGAAAAGGACAUUGUCCACUCCGGGCUGGACUACACGAUGGAACGUUCGGCCCGUGCCAUCAUGAAGACGGCCAUGAAGUACAACCUCGGUCUGGAUCUGCGUUCCGCCGCGUACGUCAACUCGAUCGAAAAGAUCUUCCAGACGUACCGUGACGCUGGUCUCGCUUUCUAAGCGCGCAACGAACGAGCACAACGCGCUACGCGAAUCAAGCGCCAGCUAGCAGCAGCAGCAGCAGCAGCAACCGAUACGGAAAUCGCCCCCAGAACAACCCCCGGACUCUCCCUUCAGCAUUAGGCAAUUUUUAAGGAUUCCGUUUCCUCCUGCUACCUCAACGCGAAUGCGGAAUCCCACCCAGCACGUACAUUCCUACUACAGCAGCAUUCCGGAUGCGGGAAAGGUGAUGCCAACUUCCGUUGCAUGUGUCUCACACAUUCCAUUUUAGACUGUCGGCUUCGUUGUGUGUGUGUACCGUGUUGUACCGUCGUGUGCGUUUUUGCACUUUGAUAAUUUCAUGUUAGCCUCCUCAUGUACUUACCUUAAUCGUGCGAUCUUGACCAUGGCCCGCCGCGCUGGAUGUUUAUACGAGCAGCAGUACAGUAGUAGAGUGAGUUAGUAUUGACGUUGGAGUCGUCCGUAGAAACCACCCAAAAUGCAGCUCACCGGAGCGAGUGUAAAACAAAUGCAGCAGUAUAUUUAGAUGUAAUGGAAAAUACGGUUCGACGCCGGACGGGCAACCACGGCUGCCUUUUGCGCUAUUAUGUUACUACUUCAACUGCGUCUAUUUCUACUACUUCUACUACUACUACUGUGUUCAAAUUGAAGCAAAUUUUACAACUUCGCGCACUGUUCUAUCUCACAAAACUACAAAACAGACACAACAACAACAAAAUAAUAAUUUAGCCGAGCGGUGUACCGAUUGAGAGGAGGCGAACAAAUACUGCCGCCAGCAACCAGGCCAGUGUAUGCUGGCGCAAAAGCACUCAAGCAACUUAAGCAUAGCGAGCAAAUCUUAACCCGUGAAGAAAAAAAAACACAAAAACAAAAUGCCACGUGUAACGAGAAGAAAAAACAAAAGCUGACGCAAACACG
This is a messenger RNA of Anopheles stephensi (Asian malaria mosquito), 2957 nucleotides long. It is a transcript of the gene Gdh, whose product is annotated as glutamate dehydrogenase, mitochondrial. The transcript is spliced from 7 exons. Gene Ontology annotation, biological process: L-glutamate catabolic process. Lineage: Eukaryota; Metazoa; Arthropoda; Insecta; Diptera; Culicidae. The coding region runs from base 258 to 2039 and encodes 593 amino acids. The record is from RefSeq and is a predicted model, not a curated record. Gene Ontology annotation, molecular function: L-glutamate dehydrogenase (NAD+) activity. Gene Ontology annotation, cellular component: mitochondrion.